This is a messenger RNA of Epinephelus moara (kelp grouper), 2900 nucleotides long. It is a transcript of the gene sytl4, whose product is annotated as synaptotagmin-like 4. Gene Ontology annotation, biological process: exocytosis; intracellular protein transport. The transcript has 20 exons. Gene Ontology annotation, molecular function: neurexin family protein binding; small GTPase binding. The record is from RefSeq and is a predicted model, not a curated record. The coding region runs from base 561 to 2681 and encodes 706 amino acids. NCBI's taxonomy places the organism in Eukaryota, Metazoa, Chordata, Actinopteri, Perciformes, Serranidae. Gene Ontology annotation, cellular component: exocytic vesicle; plasma membrane.
UCUGCUGCAAACUUUCCUUAUCUUCCGGUAGUCGGGACUCCUCCAGCACACAGGCAACACUUUUUAGGAGACGGGAGGCAAAUAGUAGAAGAAGAAGAAGGCAGGGAUAUGGUCACAGCCGACAAGUGAAGACUGUCGCUGUCGCCCGUAGCUACGGGAGCAGUGUAGCGGCGGUGGAGUGGACGUUUAACGGCAGAGGGUGGGAACCCAGCAGAGGAGCCAAGUUCAUGUUGUUUUUGCCCGUCCUACUCAAAACAACCUUUCACCCUGGCAAAGGCUUUCUGUGGGACUGCAAAAUCCUCCAGCAUCCUGGUUCCUUUAGCCAUUUAUCGUGUUUUGAGAGGCCAAAAGUUUGCUGUAAAAGUUGGAGACGAAUUCCUGCCCUCGCAUGAAAUGGAAAACAUGACCAGGGAGCUCUGCUGUCAUAAAAAACAGGCUCUCUAGUAUCAAAGUCAAGAGUGCUGCUCCCCCCUCAAGGCUGUUAAAAUACAGGAGAUUUCCUCAAUGUGACUGAGCUGAGCCGGUUAACCUGCACUGAGGGUUCGUUGUUUAAAGGCACGAUGCCCCAGGCUGCGGAUAUGAUCGACCUGGGCUUCCUGUCUGAUUCUGAGCGGGAGCUGAUCCUGGAGGUGCUGCAGCGGGACGAGGAGCUGAGACUGGCUGAGGAGCAGCGUGUGCGGUCUUUAAAGACAGAGCUGCUGGGGGUGAAGAGGAAAGGGGCCAAACGUGGCAGUGGAAAAUACAGUCAGCGCAGUUGCGGCAGAUGCCUGGAGCCCCUGAGUCGACUGACCACUUUCUCAAGCCAGUGUAAGAUGUGCAAUCACUAUGUGUGCCGCAACUGCAGAACAGACCUCCCCGAGGGAUACUGGCUGUGCACCGUGUGUGUCAAAGAGUCGGAUAUAAAGAAAAGGACAGGUGACUGGUUCUACGAUCAAAGGAUCAACCGUUUCUUCGCAAAGCCUGGACACGACCUAGUGAGAGUCUCCCUGAAAAAGAGACCUCAGACGAAGAAGCGUGAGACAACAGGAGAAAUACUGUUGAGAAGUACGGAAAUAAACCCAGAUCCUCCCACUCCUGUGCCGCGGCUCAGACAGAAAAAUCAGAUAACAGAUAACAAAGGUCAUUCAAAUGAGAACUCAGGAUCAAUCGCUUCAAGGGAGUCAUUUGAAUCCAAGGAGGAAGUUUGGUCAAAGCCAACACGCAGUGACACAGAGUCUGCAGAGAACAACAGUAUAAGUAGCAGUAAAACAGACACUGAGUCUGGCCGUGUGACCCCUGAGAAACCAAGGUCAGGGAGGCGCUCCCUUCAGUGCAGCCCAACAGGAUCCACUGCUUCCAGUCUGACCGCUCCAGUCAGAGCAGAUAUUGGAAUUGAUGACGGCGCCAACUUGGAGGCUAACACUGGCCUGGAAGUGAAACCGGUCAGUCCGAGCCUGGAGGUGGAUGUUGACAAACUCUUCAAGAAGAGCGUCAAGCGAGCCCCAAAGCCUCCUGCAGAGUACGUCUCGACAGUGGACCUGCGUGACACAUCCGAGGCCUCAAUGGGCAACAGGAGCCGCUCUGUACCAGGCCUAGACAUACAGGAGGACGGAGAGGAGGACGAAGAUAUUGACAGAUUGGUUAGCUUUCAUAAAAGGACAAUGGCAUCGAGCACCUACAGCCUGCAUAGCUCAAAGAGCACGCUGGGCAGCCUGAUGAGUAUUUACAGUGAAACAGGAGACUAUGACAGCGUGGAAGUGAGCGGAGACCUCGUCUUCUCUAUGAGCUACGACGAACACACCCAGAGCCUCCACGUCUUCAUCAAGGAGUGCCAUGGGCUGGCCUUCGGCGAUGCCUCGCGGCAGCUUUCCAACCCUUAUGUCAAAUGUUAUCUGCUCCCUGAGAGAUCUCGCCACAGCAAAAGGAAAACCAGCAUCAAGAGAAACACAGUCAACCCUGUCUACAAAGAAACGCUGAAGUACUCCAUCAACCGCUCUCAGCUGUUCACCCGCUCCGUGUUGAUAGCAGUGUGGCAUCAUGGUCGCUUCAGCCGCAACACCUUCCUGGGAGAGGUGGAGGUCCCUCUGGACACCCGAGACCUGGACUCCCCGUAUGAGGAGCGUGUGGCUCUCAUGGCGAAGUCACCCUCUACUGUGCCGACUUCAGCUUUUGCCCAGUACAAAGGAGAGUUGGUGAUCUCCUUAAAGUACGUCACACCUAAAAAGCCAACAACUGAGAAAAGCAAAAAGGUGGCGACUGACGCAGGGGGGGAACUGCACGUCCUGAUUAAAGAGGCAAAGAAUCUGAUGGCACUAAAACCAGGAGGCAGCUCAGAUAGCUUUGUGAAAGGGUACUUGUUCCCAGCUAAGGCAAAGUCCACAAAGAGGAAGACUCCGGUUUUGAAGAAGAACCUGAACCCCCACUAUGACCACACAUUUGUGUACAAGGAGCUGGCUCUGGAGCAGCUGGAGGGGAUGUGUCUGGAGCUGACUGUGUGGGACAGAGAGGCCAUGUCGAGCAACGAAUUCCUGGGAGGAGUCCGUCUCAGCUCCGGAAAAGGGACUGUAAAAAUAGGAAAAGAGGAAGUGGCAAUGGACUCGGUUGGAGAGGAAAUCAGCCUGUGGGAGAAGAUGAUGCAGUACCCCGACUCGUGGGCAGAGGGCACUCUUCCACUGCGCUCCACCAUGGUGAGGGGCAAAUGAGGACGGCACACAGGCCUGGACCCGCAAAAACAAUCCAGAGACUGAAUUUGGAAGAAGCUGCUGGUUUGAGACAAAUAUGAGAUGUCUACUGAGGUGAACCGACACACAUCUGAUUGGCUGUGAGCAGACAAACAGUUCAUCGGCCUGCUGAACAUCUGCUCAUAUCUGCCUCUCUGUGUGGGGUUCAUCUUUAGCACAGUUCCCCUCCGACUGCAGACU